Messenger RNA from Hylaeus anthracinus, 1338 nucleotides. Its product is annotated as ras-like GTP-binding protein RhoL. Gene Ontology annotation, biological process: small GTPase-mediated signal transduction. The coding region runs from base 545 to 1126 and encodes 193 amino acids. NCBI's taxonomy places the organism in Eukaryota, Metazoa, Arthropoda, Insecta, Hymenoptera, Colletidae. Gene Ontology annotation, molecular function: GTP binding; GTPase activity. The transcript is spliced from 6 exons. The record is from RefSeq and is a predicted model, not a curated record.
GUCGCCGGUGUCGUAGUUGUCGACUGACCGUCGCGCAAAGUGCAUCCACGUACCUUUCCCGUUACCGUCCGACGGGAACUAAAGGAAUUUCAAUUAGCCAGUGAGUUUAAAAUCGUGCAUACAACGAAAAUCUUCCUCCACACUGUUUUCAAAACGAUCGACACGUGUUUCGAUGCUUGAUUAUAUUUUCUGGCGAAAGCUUUGCAAUAUUUGUUAUUGUUAUGUGUGCCUGAAAGGAGUACUCAGACCACAGUGACAAUCUUUGCCCGCGGAGGAGUAGCUGGAUCACUGAGGAUUAAUUGCAAUCACGAUCAUAUCACUAGUCCUACACAUCUCAGACCAAUGCACCCUUAUCAGUGAAUCCUGUUGAUAGCAACUAUCAUAGCAUUCUCUCAUUUUUGCACAGCCGAAUAAUGUAGUGGAUAAUGGAGUUGACUGAAUGAUAAAUUGAUAACUAGCAUCGCGAUAACAAACCUCAUUAAAUUGAAGCUGAGAGCUAACUGAACUAGAUUCUUGGACACUGGAACCCUAGCUCCUAUACACGAUGUGUAAUAACAAAAAAGAGAACAGUAAAGUAUCAUCGAUGCAAAGACCAAUCAAAGUUACAACAAUUGGUGAUGGCUCCGUUGGCAAAACAUGUAUGCUCAUCACAUACACAACGAAUGAAUUUCCCUCAGAAUAUGUGCCCACAGUUUUCGAUAACUAUGCAGGGAUCAUACAUGUAAAUGGAAAGCAAUAUGAUAUGACUUUGUGGGAUACGGCUGGUCAGGAAGAUUAUGAAAGGAUCAGACCUUUAUCCUACCCAAAUACUGAUUGCUUCUUGAUCUGCUUUUCAGUGAAUUCUCGCAGUUCAUUUGACAAUGUUGCGAAUAAAUGGCACCCAGAAAUUAAGCAUCACUGUCCAAACACACCUGUAGUUCUAGUUGGUACUAAGGGAGACCUUAGGAACACGGAAAAUGACAACACAAUUUCAAUUAAAGACUGCAAAAAGAUGAAGAAAAAAGUGAAGGCAUACAAAUAUAUUGAGUGCUCAGCUCUAAAGCGAGAAAAUUUAGAAGACGUUUUCGUCGAAGCCAUUCGAGCUGUAUUGAAAAAGCCAUCUAGGAAACUUUGUUGUACAUUUUGAAGACUAAAUCACAAAGCAAUAUUUAUAAAUAACUAUUUGUAAUAAUUUUAAUAUUUAGAAAGAAUAUAUCAUUCAAAGAACUAUAAUAUUUUCGUAUCCUUUGCACAUAAAAAGUAAAAAAUAUUCUGUAAAUGCGUUAACAUUUUACACAAUUAUUUAAGUCAACUAAUGUCUAUAUUAUAAGGUAAUAAAAAUGAUUCGUUUUAUUGAUA